CUAAAGUGUGGGAGGAUAAAUCGUACAGAUGAUCAACUAGUGCCGAGUCAUCGGUGUUUAAUGUCUGAUAACGGACAGCGGGGUCAAAGGUCCCAGGGAUUGUCAGAUAGAGCUCAGAGCUUCUGAAAGCCUGGAUCAGAUCAGACUGCAGAGCAGCGUGAGGAGCGGCAGUGAGUUGACCGCACACUACAUUCGCAGGGUUUAUAUUAUGGAGUCUGAGCUGCUGAUUGGCUGGGAUGCAGAACGGGCGGAGUUAAAAGCAGAAUUAUCCAGGCAGGAGGAAGAGCUGGCCGAGAGUCGAGCAGAGACAGAGGAACUUCGAUCGCGAACAAAUGUGCUAACCGAACGGUUGUCUCAGACGUUGGACUCAUCCGUAUCUAUUCACUGGGAAAGUGAGCAGAGAGAAUGGAGAAAGAAACUGAGAGAGGGAAGAGAGCGAGAGUCAAGACAGGCUCUGCUCAUCCAGAAACUACAGCAAAAGGUGAUUGAGUACCGGAGUCGCUGUGAACAUCUGCAGCAGCGACUGAAAACUGAGGAGAGAGAAAUGAGAGUUCGAGAGAGGAUUUUGCAAGAUGAGCGCAGCGACAGUUUGGAGACCACCCUCAUCAGGCUGGAGGAGGAACAGCAGAGGAGUGUAACACUGGUGGAAGUCAAUGCACUGUUGCGUUGCGAGCUUAGCCAAUCAGCAGAAGCCAACCAAGCACUACAGGAAGAUUUGAAGAAACUGACUGCUGAUUGGUCCAAAGCAGUGGAGGAAGCAGGGCACAAAGAAAUAGAUUGGAACGUAGAGAAAGAGGUUCUCUCUGCCCAUAUAGAAGCAGAGCGUUCGAGGUUAAUGUCACUCUGGAGCAGAGUCGUAGCUCUUAAACGCCAGUGUCAUGCAGUCAAAGUUGCAACAGACAAAGACUUAUGGGAACUGAGAGCAGAGUUCACUCGUCUGUCCUCCACUUUUCUUUCUUUGAAUGUUCUUCCUGCUCUCUCCACAACUCAUUCUCCACCUCCACCUCCUCUCGCCCACACGUCUGGACCGAUGACCCUUGCAGAGUUAGAUCAUGAUUCGAAUGUGGAGAAGCUCAAAAGCAGGAUUAAUGAGUUAACAGCUGUUGUAAAGUCUCAGGAGUUGGAGAGACAGAGGCAGGACGAGUCAAUGAAGAUUAGCAACAGAAAAGAGGAAAAGGAACGAGAGCUGCAGCAAGAAAAAUACAGAGAAUUGGAGAGACAUAUGGAAUCGAUUACUCAGGCCAUGGGAAAACUGUACAGGGCUCUCGGGGCUCAGAGGUCAGAUGCACACCGAGUUUUUCCUGACUCUGGUGUGUUCGGUGACGAUCUCCACUCUGUCCUGUGGGUUAUCUCUGAGGCUGAGAGUGCUUUCCAGAUGGGACGUCAAGAUGUGCAGGAAGCUGAGGGGAAGUGGCGCAGGUUGAAAGUGGAGACAGAAUCACUGCAACAGCAAAUCACAGCACUUGAAAAUGAGAAGGUGGCUCUUCAGAAACAAGCCAGUUCGGAAGCUUUAGCGUUAAAGCAGACACAGAGCCUACUGAGCAGUGAAAAAGAAACAACUUUAAGUUUAAAGAGGCAGCUGGAUGAAUCUGAGUGCCGCAGUGAAGAUCUGAAAAGAGAAAAUGUAAGGUUGAUACAGCAGAGGGAGAGGGAGGAUGAGGAGCGGAGUGGAAUGGAGAGUGAGCGUCAGAAAAGAAUUGAGGCAAAGCUUGUGGGAGACGCCCAUUUGUGUGAGCAACAGAGUCGCACUCGUAUAGAGCUACAUACACUGCAGGUGGCGCUGGAACAAGAGAGAAUGGAAAGUGCACGUGCGGAGAAAGAGUUAGCAGACACCAGAGAUGCUUUAGCCAAGACACGUGAGUCUCUGCUGUCUCUUUCCUCUACACACGCUUUGCUGCAGAGGGAAACUGCAGAUACCCGUGAUUCCUUGGAGAAAAUGGCUAGAUUGAAUGAGUCACUGGCACAGGAUAAAAGAGAGCUCAGUGCCCAAAACCUUCAGCUGGAGGAGCAGGUGACUGAAUCUCAGUUGCAGGUGCAGUGUUUGCAGUCAGAUGUAGCAUCACUGCAGAAGGAGUUAAAUGCUGUUUCAGAGGAAAACGGAGAGUUAAGGGCUUGCCGAAAUGCAGAUAUGGAAAACCUUCAUCUGCUUAGAGGAAGAGAAAGAGAACUGGAGGAGGAACUGCAAAUAUUGAGAGAGGAAAGAGAGAGAGACUCUAAUGCUCUCACUGAUGAGAAAAUGAAAAAUGAGCAGUUGUCCGAACAGUGCAGAGGUGUGGGUGAGAAGUUGCGUACUAUGAAGGGGAAGCUGGAUAAAGAGCUGGACCAAGAGAAGAUGGCCCAGAGAGUGAUAGAAGAGCUGCAGAGAGAAAAACAGCGACUGGAGGAACAAGUGCACAGUAUGGGCCAAGAAAAAAAGGAAAUGAAACAAGACAGAGAGGAACUCGGGAUUUUGACUGGCAACCUCCAGCAGCAGCUGUGUGCGGCGAAGGAACAGAUUUCUGUUCUGGAGGUUCAGCAUACACAACUGCAAAUGCAGGUUCAUGCACUCCAGCAGGCCAAAGAUGUUCUACAUGGAGAGAUAAUGUGUCUUCAAUCUGAGCUGGAGGAAGAGAAAAGAAGAGCCCUUGAAGCACACAGGCAGCAUGAAAAAGAGCUUGAAAAGUUUAAAAUAGAGAUCAGACGAUUGAAUGCUGAAGGCCAAACAUUGUUGAAGAAUCAGCGAAUACAUGAGGAAGACAGAGAAAGUUGGCAAAGAGAAAGAGAAGCCUUGAACUCUGAGCUGGGGGUAAAAGAUGGGGAGACAUUAGCUCUAAAAAACAGGAUGGAUGGAUUGAUGAAAGAAAAUGAAAAGCUUGCAAUUUUGACUGUUGAAAAAGAUGGAGAUGUGGAAACACUGUUAUCAGAAAUCAGGAGUCUGGAGUUGCAAAUGCAAGAAGCGAAAGCCAAGAUGGAACAGUUGAAGGAGAAAGUGAUUGAUUUUGAUAGAGAGAAGGAGGAACUUUUAGAAAGAAUGAGGCAAGACAGUGAAGUUCUAAAUAUAAGUAAAGAAGAAAAUGUCAAGAUGACCAAUAUUUUGAAAAUAAGAGAUGGUGAGAUAGAAAAGAAUAGUAAGCACAUAGAGGAUUUAAUGGAGAAUAUCCAAUUACAGGACGGUCUAAUUGAAAAAAUAAAAAGGGAGCUUGAGGAAAAAGAUAUUGUAAUAGCUGAUAAAAUAAACAGAGAGAAAAUAAUGCAAAAAGAAAGGGAGGCAGAAGAAAGAGGAAAGGAACUAAAGCUAAAAGGUGAGCUAAAACUAAAAGAAAAUGAGUUAGAAAGGCUCAAAGAGAAUGUGGAAGAAUUAACGAUGGCGAAGGAGCACAUGUCUCAUCUGCUGCAGGAAAGAGAUACAUACCUGGAAAAGCUUAAGAGUAAAGUCGUAGAUCUGGAACAGAAAGAAAUAAAAACAAAAGAUGAGAUAGAAUGGUGGAAGGAAAAGGUUGGAGAUGUGGUAAAACAAAAAGAAGUACUAAUGGAUAGAGUAAAAAAACACAUUUCUGUUGAACAAGAGAAAAAUGAAUUGGCUGACAUACUGCAAGAAAGAGAAGAGGAGAUUAAAAUACUGAAGAAAAAUGAAGAAGAUAUGCAGAGUGACCAUGAAAGAAUAAAGGAGGAGUACAGAGAACAAGAGAAAAAGCUGAAGCAGAGAGAUGGAGAGAUAGAAGAACAUAGAAAUACAAUUGUAAGGAUGAUGGAAGAAAAACAUGAGCAAGAGAAAUUAAAAAUACAGCUAGAUGGAUUGAAAAGAGAAAAAAAUAGUCUGGAAGACAAGAGGAACCAACUGGAAGAAGCAGAACAGCGGAUGAUGGAAGAAAUUAAUGAACUUCGAGUAAAGAUCGGUGAGCUGGAUAGAGAGAAGUGUGAAGUUGAAAGAAAAGUGCUAGAGCAAAAAGAUCAACUUCAAAUCCAGACUGUUUUUCUUAAAGAAAGAGAGGUAGAUUUAAACAAACUGAGAGAGACUUUAGAACAAAAAGAACAGCAAGAAAAUGAGGAACUGAUGACAUUAAAAGAAAAACUGAAUGAAACAAAACUUGUCCAGGAAAAAGAAAGAAAUAUACAAAAGGAAUAUGAUCAAAAACUCCAGGUGGCAAAAAAUAAAAUAGCUAUAGUGGAAGAAAACGUGAAGGAACUGGAAGUAAAGAAUAAAGAUUUGAUGCAAGAAGCAGACAUAGCAAGAAAAAGUCUUCUGGAGAAGCUGAGAGAAUUAGAGAUCAAGUCAAAGCUUUUACAUGAAAAUGCAGAAAAAAUCAAGACAUUAAAAUUGAGAAUGGAGAAAGGGGAAGAGGGAAAGGAAGAACUCAAGAGGUCAUUUAGGGAAAUGAAUGGCGAGAUAGGGAGGCUAAAGAUUGAACUGAAAGAAAGAAAAGAAAAGGAAGAAAGGGUAAGGUUAGAGCUACAGCAACAAAUUCAGAAUCUGGUAGAAGAUCUAACGAGGAAAGAUAGUGUUAUUGAAAAAAUGGAUUUGGUUCUUGAGCAAAAAGAGGAGGAGCUAAAACAAGCAAAGAAAAAUAAAGAUGCAAUGUCAACAGAGGUGACAAAGCUAAGGGGAGAGUUAUCUGUGCUUUUUCUGAGCAAGGAGAAGGCAGAAACAAUGGUGAAAGAAAGGGAUAUAGAGAAUAAAAAGAUGAAAGAUGGAAUUAAAGCUGGACUGGAAGAGAUGGUCACACUGAAGGAGUUGCUAGAGGAGAGCCGCUCUGAAGGAGAAAAACUCAGGAAGAUCUUAGAAGAGAAAAUAAAUGACAAGAUAAAGGAAAGAAAGGAGGAAGUCAGAGCAGCACGAGAAGAAACUGAAUACCUAAACCUUAGGGUCCAGAUACUCCAGAAAAAGAAUGAAGAUCUUCAGGCACAGCUGUGGAUCAGGGAGGAAAAUGACAUUAAGACAAAGUAUGAAGUUGAAGAUGUAAAGAAAAUGGAGGCGGGAGUACAAGAGACCCUGAAAUCGACGCUCCAGGAAGAUGUAACAGAUAAAAAUAAGCUAAAAAACCAUGAAUUGCUGAAAGAUCAGAAAAAUAAAAGACCAAACCAGCUAAAAGAGGAAGAGCGUGAAAUCAACAGAAUAAAUGAUCCCUUGGAGGAGCAAGAAAUGAACAUGUUGGAAAGUAAAAUGGAAAAGAAAACCAUUAGCUUUGAACUUGUAAAAGACAAAAGGGAAACUGACCCUAUGAAGAAUAAAAUUAAAUCAAAUAACAGGAUGGACCAUGUAGAAAAACAAAGUGAUGAAAAAGAUAUUAAGUUAGUAAUAAUUCCAGAAAUUGAAGAAGAACAUGCAAGGGAUCUUUUACGGGAAAAACUCAAGGAUGCACAAAUAGAGACAGACAUUGUAAAAAGGCAAAUGGAAAGAAAAAAACAAAAUGUAACGACAUAUCUGGAGAAAAGUACAUUUGUGGAGAAGAUACACAGCCAGUUUCAAGAAAACUUUACAAUUGUAAAUGUGCAGACAAAAAAAGACUUUGAAACGAAGGAAUCACAAAGUCAGACUCAAAUGAAAGAGAAUAUAGAAUUACAAGCAAAGGUUUACGAUUUAAAGAAGGAAGCAGACGAGCUCAGGAAAGACAGAGAUCGUAUAAGAUCAGCACUGGAAAAAAAUGAGGCAAUGCUAAUUCAUUAUCAAGAAAAAGUGCAUCAACUGGAGAACAAGGUGCAGGUGGUGAGCAGCUGUGAAGAGGAAUCACAGAACCGUGUAUGUGCCCUGCAAAGAGCCGUGGCUGAGUUGGAGCUUAAGCUAAUGAAACUACAACAGAAAAACGAAAGACUAGAACAUCGUAUUGAGAAGCUGAGAUUGGAGAAAACUAACCUACGAGAGACUUUAAAACAGGUUGAGCUGGAGAGGGAGAAAUUGCAGUGUCAGCUCGCAAGGCCAGAGGCUGAAAUCCAGGAUUGCAGCAGUCCACUUGGAGCUGAUGAGCUGAAGUAUCUGAGAUCACGGGCAAGAGAACUGACAGCACAGGUCCACCAGUUACGCCUGCUGCUGGCUUCAGAUCAUCAGGAACGGGCAGACUUUAUUGAGGAGUCCUUAAAGAAUAGUAAAUCACUGCAAAUGUUGAGGCAGGACCUGAAUGACUCUCUCACACUGGUGUCCAAACAGCUUGCCCCUACUGUUUUGGAGUGUGAAACACAAAGACUUGACAGGAGCAUAAGAGAAGAGCAGCUAAAGAUUUUGCUCAGUCACAGCUAAUGAACUUAUAAUAUACCUUGCACAUUUAAUAAAGUCCUAUGGAGUUACA
This is a messenger RNA of Clarias gariepinus (North African catfish), 6260 nucleotides long. RefSeq names its product centrosome-associated protein CEP250. The record is from RefSeq and is a predicted model, not a curated record. The coding region runs from base 209 to 6211 and encodes 2000 amino acids. Lineage: Eukaryota; Metazoa; Chordata; Actinopteri; Siluriformes; Clariidae. The transcript has 24 exons.